UAAUGUUUCUUGAAAAGAAAAGAAAUGAAAGGACCCAAUUUUUGUGGCAAUAAACUUUAGAGUUUCCAUUUAACUAUUUCAAACAGCAAAAAACAUUUUUUAAAAUCGUAACAGCUAUAUCACUAUAACAACCCUCACUUUUGUGUUUUAAAAAAAAGAAAUUAGAAAAAAAAAAACUCACCUUCUCUGAUCAUCUCUUCUCUCUCUCUCUCUCUCUCUCUCUCUCUAUCUCUCUCAAUCAAUGCAGAGGCAGUCGCUGGGCUCACCGGUUUCCAAACUCCACAGCCAUGGAGUAGCGCUAGUACCAAAGGACGAUUCUACUCUAUUGUCACUACCAGAUAAUCAUCCUAAACGCAGCAAAGACGAAACUGACAGCACCGACGGCAAUAAUAACGAACGCCGCAAAUCAACUAAACCUCCUCCUUCUCGCCGAUUUUCCUCCUCUUCCAUUUCAGCAUUAUCAUCUUCAAAACCUGAAAAACUCGUUCACUUUAUACCGCUCCUUACUCUCCUUUGCUUUCUCGUUCUUUAUCUCGUCUCUCACACUCCUUCUCAAUCAGAUUUAGCUCAGUUCAAUGGAUUCAAGCAAUCCUCUAAGCACAUAGAUGAAAAUGAGAUUGGUGACGUUGAUAGAUUUGGUAGCGACAUAAGGAGAGGCGAUGCUUUAGCGAUUAGAAACUUAAUGAACUUGCAAGAGAUCGCCGACAAACGCGCCUCCUCGAAAUCUCGCAUAUACCACAGAAAGAUUGUCGCCGAUUUUUAAGCCGCAAUUUCGGGUUCUCUACUUCUAUUCUCUUCUCUCACAGUGCGUUACUGUUUUGCUGAAUUCUUUUUUCGCACUUUCUGUUGUACAUUUGCAUGUGAAUUUGUUCAUCGUUGAUUGUGAAACCAAAGAAAACCGAUACUAUCCAAUUCUGUUUCGUUA
Ricinus communis (castor bean) is the source of this 925-nucleotide messenger RNA. RefSeq lists its product as uncharacterized. The record is from RefSeq and is a predicted model, not a curated record. The transcript has 3 exons. The coding region runs from base 242 to 763 and encodes 173 amino acids. NCBI's taxonomy places the organism in Eukaryota, Viridiplantae, Streptophyta, Magnoliopsida, Malpighiales, Euphorbiaceae.